This is a messenger RNA of Metarhizium brunneum ARSEF 3297, 1977 nucleotides long. Its product is annotated as Calcium channel YVC1. NCBI's taxonomy places the organism in Eukaryota, Fungi, Ascomycota, Sordariomycetes, Hypocreales, Clavicipitaceae. The record is from RefSeq and is a predicted model, not a curated record.
AUGGAUUCACAGGAGGACUGGAUGAGCGAUGAGAGGGCCGCCGAGGAACCUGAAGUCGACCUGCUUGAGCCCGACGAGUGUGAGCCCGAGUCUGUUUACGUGACACUCCAUCGAGUGAGACGCCUGGUUCUCGCCAGUAUAGAUGAUCCGUACACGCUGGACCACUUCCGCCAGCCAAGUCUCAACGCACUCAUUGUCAGGCCCCUCGUCGACCGACUCUACGAAACGCAGAAUAUAUCCAUUGUGUACUGCCUCCUCGCCAACCGCGUCUUCUUCCUCAAGUCGCAGUCCGGACUCGCCACACAAAGCGUCAACCGAGCCCGCGCCACCCUCUGCGAGCUCGUGGCGACCCGUGUCAUUCGACGCUUCCACGAGGACAACCCCGGAAACGAGGGCCUCUUGCUCCUGGCCCAAAUCCUCGUUGAGGGGUUUGAUCCCUUUGACGGCGCGCCGUACGAGGUUGAGCGCGAGGGCCGCUACCUCCAAUGGCCCAUCCAGCGACGCGGCGGCCACGAGAGGAAGCUCACGGCGCUCGAGCUGGCCAUUCUCUCCGAGAGCAAGGCCUUCAUCAGCUCGGCCGCCUGCCAGCGGCUGGUCGAGGCCGUCCACAUGGGCAAGGUCGUCUACACGCCGCUGUCCUUCAUGGACAUCCUCCCCGACCACUACAAGCACCGUCCGAUCCAGCUCUACGACCCGCGGGAGUCGCGCAUCCUCAACCACCGGCGCCUCAUCGUGCCCCGGGUCCGCGCCCUCAUCGAAAUGGUGCAGUUCAUGGUCCUCGUCCUGCUGUACGUCAUGACCAUGACGAACCAGCAGGCCGCCUCGAGCCAGUGGGAGCUCGCCUUUGCCGUCUACACGGCGGGCUGGGUGCUGCAGGAGUUUGCGUCCGUCAUCGAGCACGGCUGGGAGCUGCACUCGCAGAGCCUCUGGUCCUUCCUCGACGUCACCUUUGUCGCCAUCUACGCCGCCUACGUCCUGGGCCGCGCCUACGACGUCCUGGCCGGCCGCCUGCCCAACGGCUACGGCCUGCACAUUCUCUGCGUGGCGGCGCCCGUCCUGCUCACGCGCAUCGCCUUCAACGUCAUGCCGCACAACAUUGUCUUCAUCUCGCUCCACGCCAUGAUGAGGGACUUUACGCUGCUGACCUUCCUGGCCGUGUGGUGCUUCCUGGGCUUCCUCCUCGCGCUGCUGUGGCUCUACGACGCCGGGCAGACGGACCAGACGUCGACGGCAGCGCCGCCGCCGGCGUGGCCAACCGUCGGCAAGUGGCUGCUCUGGAUCUGGUUCGGCCUCGACGGCACGGGCAUCGCCGAGUCGGUGCGCUUCAACAUUGUGCUCGGCCCCGCGCUCAUGAUCGCCUUUGCCUUCCUCGGCAACACGCUCUUCCUGACCAUCCUCGUGGCCAUCCUGACAAACACCUUUUCGCACAUUGUCGCCAACGAGGCCGCCGAGAUUCGCUUCCGCCGCACCGUCCUCACCUUCGAGGGCGUCAAGAGCGACUCGCUCUUCGCCUACCCGCCGCCCUUCAACAUGCUGGCCGUGCUGGCCGUGCUGCCGCUCAAGUUCUUCGUCUCGCCGCGCGUCUUCCACACCAUCAACGUCGCCGUCAUACGUGUGCUCAACGGGCCGCUCCUCGUGGCCAUUAGCAUCUUUGAGCGCCGCCGCCUGUGGGCCGCCGAGAACAAGCGCCACCGCCGGCGCUCGCCCGGCCUCUUGUUCGGCUGGCGCUUCACCGGCUUCUCGCCCCACGGCGACAUCCAGGGCGUCUUCACCGCGCCGCUGCCCGACGACGUCUCCGCGCGCAUCCACCUGCUCGACCCCGUCGACGACGUGCCCGUCUUGGAGGACGACGUCAUGUCCACCCUGUCCGGGGACGUGCCGAGGUCGCGGCUGCGGAGGCCCAAGCUGUGGGCCGGCCGGAGGGAGUAUCCGCGCGCGAGGCCGAGGAGGAGGUCGCCGUUGCGGUUUCAGGUGUGA